CAACAUCGUAUGCUCUGUUCGCGUGUGCUUUCGACAGUGUUUCUAAUACCUUAUUUGGUGUACACAUAAACAAAACUGUGAUAUAGUUUCUUCUUCAAGUGUAUUCUGUGUGUGGCUGCUACUCAAAAGAGUGGCAACUAGCGUCAAUAUGGAUACACUGAACAACAAGGAAAAUAUAACCUCGAACGCCCAACAACAACAACAUGGAUCAAACUUGAAAUCUUAUGCUGGAGCUGCGACAAUGGACAUUUUCCCGUCAAAGGACCAAGCAAUUAUUAUAGAAGCCCACGAAGGACUUGCAAUAAAAGAUUAG
This is a messenger RNA of Gryllus bimaculatus (two-spotted cricket), 313 nucleotides long. The record is from the annotation of a GenBank genome assembly. Lineage: Eukaryota; Metazoa; Arthropoda; Insecta; Orthoptera; Gryllidae.